Trichobilharzia regenti is the source of this 1180-nucleotide messenger RNA. The record is from the annotation of a GenBank genome assembly. Lineage: Eukaryota; Metazoa; Platyhelminthes; Trematoda; Strigeidida; Schistosomatidae.
ACAUAGAGAGAGAGAAAGAGAAGCACGUGUACACAAUGAUUGUAAUUCAUCAAUAACACAGUUUAAUAGUACUACUACUACUCUACUAAGAAUCAACGGUCGACUGUUUACAGUUAACUAAAACAACAAAUGACCAAUCUACACAUACACACACACAUACAUAUAUACACCCAAUUGAUAUUUUUAUGUAUAAAUAAAAAUGUAUAUAAAUACUGUAUCUCAAGUAGAACUACUUUCGUUGAACUCAUUCACAGUAAACAAUAAUUGAUCUUUGAAAAGCAAACAUGGCGAGUACAAUGGAACAAUUCAUUACAGCCUACUUGACAAUUUGUCGUGAAGGUGAUGAUGUUGCUGAUAAGAAAGAAUUACUUGAUUAUUGUAGAAGAGAAAGAAUUGAUCCAAGAAUGGUUGAUACCUGGAUUUCUCAUUUCGAUGUUGACAAGAAUAAUAAAAUCACUCUGGAAGAAUUCUGUCGUGGUUUAGGCUUGAAACCAGCUGAAAUGCGAGCUGAAAGAACUCAUCUGAAAACUGUUCAAUCCGGUAGAGCACCUAAAAUACCGGAUGGAAUUGAAGUUAUUGCUUCAACAAUGCCAAUACCAAAACAAGUUGAAAUCACUCAGUUGUUUAAAGAAAUUGCUUCUAAAGUUAGCGGAAAUGAUCCAGAUAUGCGUAAAGUUGCUAAUGACUUUAAAGCAAAAUUAGAAGAACGCUAUGAACGUGUAUGGCAAGUAGUUAUAUUAACUGGUUCUUAUUGGAUGAAUUUUUCACAUGAACCAUUCCAGUCAUUACAAUUUAAACUUGACAAACAUGUUGUACUUAUCUGGCGUACACCAAACAAUUAAGUGAAUUUAUGAUUAUAUUACUAUGUCAAAAAAAAUAAUAAUAAUCAAUAGAAAGUGAAAAAAAUAUGACAUCUCAGUUAAAAAUAUCAAUAUCAUCAAUAAUAGCAGUAAUAACUACAAGUUCAGAGGUUAUUCAAAAUUAAAAAAAACUUCUUUAUCCCAAAACAAAAACAGCUAGCAAAAUAACAAUCAUUUUUAACAAAAACAAAAAUAUUCCCCUUUUCAAUUAUGCAAACAAGUUUUAUCGUAUUCAUAACAAGUUCUUUUUUUCGCUAUCCAAAUGUUAUUAAAUUAGUAAAUAAAUAAAUAAAUAUAUAUAUUUGUAUUGUGUAUAUUCA